Molecule: messenger RNA, 1125 nt
Organism: Onthophagus taurus
Lineage: Eukaryota; Metazoa; Arthropoda; Insecta; Coleoptera; Scarabaeidae
Product: venom protease-like
Biological process (GO): proteolysis
Molecular function (GO): serine-type endopeptidase activity
Source: RefSeq, a predicted model, not a curated record
GGAAAAACUCGCGUUCUUACAACCAGUUAGGCAAGAUGACUUUGAAGGUGAAGGUGUUUGUUUCAUUAGCUAUGACUACGUGUGUUCUCACUCAAGGAAAAGAAGUAGAUCAAUCUUGUGCGCUUAAAAAUGGGAUUGAAGGAAUAUGUAAAGCUGUUCAAAAUUGCGAAUCUGCGCAAAAAGACCUUAUAAAGAAGGUAACACCAGUUCUUUGUGGAUUUAAUAACACUACACCAAUAGUUUGUUGCGAAAAACAUAAUUUGGCGAAAACUCCAAGGAUCAGCGAAAAAAAGUGUAAUGAAUAUCGCCGUCUGACCACAUAUUACGUGGAGGUAGUUAAGUUAAUCAUUGGCGGUGGUGGUGUUGAUGCUGAACCAAAAGAAUUUCCUCAUAUGUCACUUUUAGGAUAUGGAAAUAAUGGUUCCAUAGAAUUUAAAUGUGGUGGAAGCUUAAUCAGCGAACAAUUUGUUUUAACAGCAGCUCAUUGCUUGGAAUCAAGAGAAUUGGGACCAGUAAAAGUAGUUCGGAUCGGCGAUUUAGAUACUGCAACCGAUAAAGAUGACGCAGCCCCGCAAGAAUUUUCAGUUAUCAAUACUUACCCACAUCCUGAUUAUACCACAGAUUCAUUUUAUAACGACAUAGCAAUUCUUAAAUUAAAUAAACCAGUACAAAUCACGACUUAUGUUAAACCGGCUUGUUUACAAUCCGAAUUAGAAUUUGAGGGACAAUUAACAGCCACCGGAUGGGGUGCUUUAUUUUACGGGGGCGAGAUGUAUAAUAAACUACAAAAAUUAGAUCUUAUGAAUCUAGAAAAAGAAAAAUGUUUACCGACUUAUAAGUCGCAAAAAAAUCUUCGAAAUGGAAUCGACAUUGACAUCCAAAUUUGCGGGGGUAACUUACAAAAAUCUGUUGAUACUUGUCAAGGAGACUCGGGAGGUCCUCUUCAGUAUCAAAUUCAAUUCAAACCACCUGUUCAUAAAAUAGUUGGGGUAACUUCUUUUGGGAUUCAUUGUAAUUUAGUACCAGGAAUUUAUACCAGAGUUUCUAAAUAUAUUUCUUGGAUUGAAUCAAUUGUUUGGCCAAAUUUAAAUUAGUUAAUAAUAAAUUUUUUGCUUCUUUACAAUA